CCAACUUCGCCCUCGACCCUCCGUGUUUUCUUUUCCGGUUACAACGGCAGAUACUGCAAUCCCGCAGUUAAUUUGAAAGGAAUCACUACAGCAACGCAACUGAUACUGAUACUGAUAGUAGAGGAUUAGGGUUUUUAGCUUAGUGACGAGAGGAGGGGAGAACUGAGAGGGAGCACUAAUGACGACUCGAAUCGCUCCAGGAGUGGGAGCGAACUUACUCGGUCAGCACGCGGCAGAAAGGAACCAAGACGCCACCGCUUACGUCGGAAAUCUCGAUCCUCAGGUCGGUGAAGAGUUACUGUGGGAGUUGUUUGUUCAAGCCGGUCCUGUUGUUAACGUGUACGUUCCAAAGGAUAGAGUGACAAACCUUCAUCAAGGAUACGGUUUUGUUGAGUUUCGAGGUGAAGAAGAUGCUGACUAUGCUAUCAAGGUUUUGAACAUGAUUAAGCUUUAUGGGAAACCAAUACGAGUAAACAAGGCAUCCCAAGAUAAGAAGAUCUUGGAUGUUGGGGCAAAUCUUUUUAUUGGCAACCUUGACCCUGAUGUUGAUGAGAAGCUUUUAUAUGACACCUUUAGCGCAUUUGGAGUGAUUGUCUCAAAUCCCAAGAUAAUGAGAGAUCCCGAGACUGGAAAUCCCCGAGGAUUUGGUUUCGUUAGUUAUGAUUCUUUUGAGGCAUCUGAUGCAGCUAUCGAGGCAAUGACUGGCCAGUAUCUUUGCAACCGGCAAAUAACUGUCUCAUAUGCAUAUAAGAAGGACACUAAGGGCGAGCGACAUGGUACACCAGCAGAGAGAGUCCUAGCAGCAAGCAAUCCCACUGCCCAGAAGAGUCGACCCCACACUCUCUUUGCAAGUGGACCUCCAACACUCCAUAACGUUCCUCAGGCAAAUGGCUCAAUGGGUGCACCAAUGACUCCACUACCCUUUACAGAUGGCGCAACUCGAGUUCCAAUUCCUGCUGUUCGGCCACAGCCCCCACAGAGUGCCGCCUUCGCACCCAUGCAGGUGGCAGGACAACCAACUUGGCAGCCGCAGCCUCCACCUCGGAUGGCCCCACCUCAGUUCAUGGGUCAACCUGUAUUCGGAGGAAUGCCGCCGCCGCCUCCCCCACAGGGAUUUUCUGUCUUUCCAAGGCCUCCCCCACAGCCAAUGACAAUGGGAGUCCAGCCACAAUUUUGGCGGCCACCUCCUCCCCCUCCACACCAGGGAGGAAGGCCGCCUGUUCCACAAAUGUCGAUGCCACCUCCCCCACCCAAUGCGCCUGCGCCGCCUCCUCCGCCUUCUAUUUGAAGACCCAAGGACCCUUUGUGAAAUCUGUAAGCAACACCAUCUAUUGCUCUCGAUGUUUUUUGUGAGCUCGUUGCAUUUGUAGGAUAUUUGGUUGGUUUGUUAAGCAGUGUAGGCCACCUGAAAGUUUUUCUUUUUCUUAACUGGGUAUGGCUCACUGCUUUCAUGCAAUCAAAGUGAGAUAAUAAACCACAUGAAAUAUCACUAUCCCCUGUCAAACUA
This is a messenger RNA of Tripterygium wilfordii, 1507 nucleotides long. Its product is annotated as splicing factor 3B subunit 4-like. Lineage: Eukaryota; Viridiplantae; Streptophyta; Magnoliopsida; Celastrales; Celastraceae. Gene Ontology annotation, molecular function: RNA binding. The transcript has 8 exons. The record is from RefSeq and is a predicted model, not a curated record. Gene Ontology annotation, cellular component: U12-type spliceosomal complex; nucleolus. The coding region runs from base 179 to 1288 and encodes 369 amino acids. Gene Ontology annotation, biological process: positive regulation of mRNA splicing, via spliceosome.